UCUCUCACUCUCACUCUCUGUCUCUCUGUCCCUCCCCAUGUCUUCCAUCCAAUUGGCAGGGGGCAUAGGGGAGGUAGACCCAGGGAGCUAACCUACGGAAACUGUAGACGGUCCCUUAUGCAUUUUUAACAGCUCAGCAGGUGAUGGGAACAGAGCGGAGGGACAGUUUGUCCACAGAUAGAGUGACCAGCAACUGAUCGGGCUGGUCAUGUGACACACACCCUGUGUCUUGCCCUGCCUUACCGUGACCCUGGCCGUAAGGAGACGAAGUGGAAGGAGUUCAACCAUCAAGGGCCUCGUUGUCAUGUAUCUGUUCCUCGGUAGACUGUGUUGAAGGUACUGAAGCAGAAAUGCCGGGGGCCAGUGGGGGCAACGUGGAGGGCUCGUGCCAAGCCCUAUGCCAGACCCUGAUAUCCCAGAAUGGCCUCCAGAGGGAGACGGCUGACAUCUCUCAGUCGGUCCUCUACACCUCGCUCAUGGGCCUGCUCCUGGUCACAGAUAAUGAGAAAGAGCAGCUAAACUUGGGGAGUGGAAGAGUUGGCCUUAGGAAUGUAGGAAACACUUGUUUCCUGAAUGCAGUGGUCCAGUGCUUGUCUCACACGCCCGGCUUGAGGGACUACUGCCUCCUCAAGACGUUCAGACAGGAGAAGAGCUCCAAGGAAGAGGCUAAACUCAUGGAAGCGUUCUCUCGGGUGCUGGCGGGCCUUUGGGACGUGGACGGGGAGGACACAGAGGUCAAUCCACGACAGUUUUACUCGAUCUUCAAAGAAACAGUGCCUUACUUUAGCGGCUACAGUCAGCAGGACGCCCAGGAGUUCCUGCGGUUCCUAUUGGACAGACUACACACUGAGGUCAACAGACGUGUGUGUGUGCGACGAACAGGCAAGGAGCCUGUGCAAAAAUAUGCCAAAUUCAGAAUCUCAGAAGAGGCCGCGGCGAUGUGGAAGAAACACUUGGAGCGAGAUGACAGUAAAAUAGUGGACCUGUUCUCUGGCCAGCUGCGCAGCUCCCUCCACUGCUCCGUGUGUUCCCACCACUCCAACACGUUCGACGUCUUCUGUGACCUGUCCCUCCCCAUGCCCAAGAGGGGCUCCGCCGGCGGGGUGACGCUCAGGGAGUGUCUGGACCUCUUCUCUCAGGAGGAGAAGCUGGACAAGGAGAACGCACCGAUGUGUGAGCGGUGUACCAGGCGAACACAGAGCACCAAAAGGCUUUCCAUACAGAGGUUCCCUCAGGUCAUCGUUAUCCACCUGAACCGUUUCACCAUGUCCCGCUGGUCCAUCAGUAAAAGCACAGUGUGUGUGUCAUUCCCACUACUCAACCUCGACCUUGGACCCUAUGGACCUGUUGACUGUGGUGCAGUGUUGUAUGACCUGUAUGCCGUAUGUAACCACUCUGGGACAGUGAACAUGGGCCAUUACACGGCUUGUUGUCGGGAGGACAAUGGAUGGUGCUUCUACAAUGACUCCAGUGUGACUCCAGUCUCGGAGAACCAGCUCCAGACAAACCAAGCCUAUGUGCUCUUCUACCAGCGCACUAACAGCAAUUCCACUUUAAGGAAAUAAACCUCACGCCGGCUGGAUGACCUUAUGACAUCUUGCGCAGCCAAUCAGGGCUGCUUUACCUCAUUGUAUACCAAACUAGUAGACACAGCUUUACACUAGCUCUGGCACCUCUGACUUUGUCAGCUAAUGCGGACUGAAGUGUUCAGUUUUCUCGUUACUUAAGGGAAAUAAUGAGGAUACCUGAUAUGUAAGAAGGCACUCGAGGGAAUUUAGAGGGAAAAGCUUUUCUCGUUGCUUACAGAAUAUUUUGAGCUGUACUGGCCAGCUCUUUCCUCAAGGGACCUAGUUCUACAAAUAGACACACUCUCCGUUUGCUGCUAUGAUUUAUUUAGGUUGGCUAGAUAUCAAUGGACUUAAUCAUGUGGAUAUAACACCUGGAGUAUGUAGAAGUUAGAGGAUUAACUAUGGCACAACUUAAAGAUUCAAAUCAGGUUUAAGAAGUCUUGAAAAAUAGCUUUAAACAUAUAAACUGAAUGUAUGCCAUUGUAACCCAUAUUUCAACAUGACAGUUAGUUAUGUUAUGUACUAAAAAGUGUUAUUUGUUCUUUAAAGGACUUAAAUACAGUAAUUGCUUGACUAAUGCAUACAUUGGGUUAGACACCUUUUUUUAAGAUAUAUUUUAUACUUCACUGUUCCCUGACAAAAUACUGAAUAUUGUGACAUUUAGAUGACCGCAACUGACCACCCUGUAUUAUACCACUCUGAACCAAAAAUAAAGUUCCAUUUUACAA
Molecule: messenger RNA, 2296 nt
Organism: Gadus macrocephalus (Pacific cod)
Lineage: Eukaryota; Metazoa; Chordata; Actinopteri; Gadiformes; Gadidae
Gene: usp21
Product: ubiquitin specific peptidase 21
Exons: 12
Coding region: 351-1565 (404 amino acids)
Biological process (GO): protein deubiquitination
Cellular component (GO): cytoplasm
Molecular function (GO): cysteine-type deubiquitinase activity
Source: RefSeq, a predicted model, not a curated record